AGGGCGCGACCCGCCACCGGCCGGCUGGUUUGGGGUGGGCACCGUCAGCCCUGGCCGAGAGUAGAACCUGUGCUGCCAUCACAAUGCCUGAGGUAAACACAGAUCACCUGGAUGAGCAGCAGGUGCAGCUCUUGGCAGAGAUGUGCAUUCUUAUUGAUGAAAAUGAUAAUAAGAUUGGAGCGGAUACUAAGAAAAACUGUCACUUGAAUGAAAACAUUGAUAAAGGUUUACUGCACCGAGCUUUCAGUGUUUUCUUAUUUAAUACAGAAAAUAAACUGUUGCUGCAGCAGCGGUCAAAUGCAAAAAUUACAUUUCCAGAUUGUUUUACCAACACUUGUUGCAGUCAUCCUCUAAGCCAUCCACUAGAACUGGAAGAAAAUAAUGCUCUUGGUGUUAGGAGAGCAGCGCAGAGACGACUGAAAGCAGAGUUAGGAAUUCCCACGGAGCAGGUAACUCCAGAAGAAAUCUCCUAUCUGACAAGGAUUCACUACAAGGCCAAGUCUGAUGGGAUCUGGGGGGAACAUGAGAUAGACUAUAUCUUAUUUGUGCAGAAGGACGUAACGCUGAACCCUGACCCUAAUGAGAUACAAAGCUACUGCUAUGUGACGCAGAAAGAACUGAAGCAGCUCUUGGACAAAGCCUCCAAGAAUGAAGUGAAGAUUACUCCGUGGUUUAAACUAAUUGCAGAGACCUUUCUUUUUAAAUGGUGGGAUAACUUAUCUAACUUGAACAAGUUUGUUGAUCAUGAAAAAAUACACCGAAUGUAAAUAGCUGGGGUAGAAGAUGCUGAAGGCUGGCAGUGAUGGGCGGUCUCAGUAACACUGUGGUAACUCAUGACUCUUGAGUGCAGAGAAUUGGUCCACCUGGAGCAUGUUUAACAAAUAAUUUUAUACAGAGAUGGUUAUAGCCAAUGGGUUUUUGUUCCCUUUUCACCUUCUCUUCCCCCCAGCCUUGCUUCUCUUGGGUGAAUUAAGCUGGAUCUCACAUAAAAUGGGUAACGGUAGCUUAAGAAGCCCCCUGGGUUCAUCUUUCUCCAUUACCCAGUGUGACACAAAAGAUCCUUUGUAGGUGUGUGCCCAGUUUGCUCUUACCUCCUUGCAUAACUAACUGCACAUGCUGGCAAGGGAGUCUGGGUGCCUCCUGCCCAGCUCGUUUGCUAGAACUGGUGUGUCCCCAGCUGUCUGUGACUACACCUGCUGGCACAGUGAUUGCAAAAGAAUUUGAGUUCUACAUUUAUGUUGAUAAAGACUAGUUGCCUGAAGAAAGAACCCAGUUUGUUCCAAGUGAUGAGGAUGAUUUUAACUGCAGAAAGCAAAUCUCUUCAGCUACUAUUAAAUAAACCAAACACAUAAAAGCUUAAGUAAGGGGACUGGUGGUGCGGACUGAGUUUCACUUUGAAGUGCUGCAAUGUGUGUCCUAGCUUUAGAGAAUAAAUGGUGGGUUGGUUUGGGCUUUUUCCCUACCAUCUUUUUCUGGUUAGCUGAUGACAAAGUACUGGACAUCUCUAAAUAAAAAAUAAUGAUUAAUUAUACCAAAUUAAGUGGUAUAUGCAUUAAUGGCUCUUCUCUAUCGUCUGGAAAACAAAGGUACCUUGAUACAAUCUUUUUUCCCUUGCAACAUCUACUGUAAUCGUUUUUCCAGAGUCUUGGAAGACUCAAAAACCCCUUGAACUCUGAAACUGAAGACUCAAUUUAUGUACUUACACUGAUUCUUCAGUUAAUCAGAAAUUCAGCCAGACUGCAAGAGCCGAUCCUUUUUGAUCCUGCAAUCAGUUGCUAGGAGAGUUUUAAUAAGACAAAUAAUGAAGUGUAUCUCAAUUUGAAUUAAAGUACUCUCCAUACACACAUCCCACUCCCACCCUCCAUCUUGUGAUUUCUUCUGUUAGGAGUCUACUCAACCUGGAUUUCUUAAGGUAACUUCUCCCAGAGAUGUCUUGAUCAAAGAGUAGGUUUUUCAUGCUACUUCUAGCAUGUAAACUGCAGUGGUUCUAACGAGUCUGUGUCUGGUAUCAAGGCAAAACUAAAUUUCUCCCAUGGUCAACACAUUCCUCUCUCAUCCCAGUUGUGACUGCAGCACUGAAGCGUCUGUGUCAGCAUCUCCAGUGGUUCAACACUUAGGGGUUUUAGAGCAAAGUUUGUUGUAUGUUGACCUGAAUUGAUGUAUUGUCUUGAAGCAAAUAAUAGUGGAUGAGGGAAUAGUAAUGCAGUGUAACAGCUCUCCUGAAUUCAGUGCCAUCAGCCACAUUACCCAAGUAACACAUUAGAAUAUUUUGCAAAUACAUAAAACACUUCAAAGAAAUACUAUCUUAAAGGUAAGAUUAUGAUUAAAAUUAGCUAACCUAAAA
Athene cunicularia (burrowing owl) is the source of this 2344-nucleotide messenger RNA. RefSeq names its product isopentenyl-diphosphate Delta-isomerase 1. Gene Ontology annotation, cellular component: cytoplasm. NCBI's taxonomy places the organism in Eukaryota, Metazoa, Chordata, Aves, Strigiformes, Strigidae. Bases 84 to 767 code for a protein of 227 amino acids. Gene Ontology annotation, biological process: isopentenyl diphosphate biosynthetic process; isoprenoid biosynthetic process. The record is from RefSeq and is a predicted model, not a curated record. Gene Ontology annotation, molecular function: isopentenyl-diphosphate delta-isomerase activity. The transcript has 5 exons.